Messenger RNA from Trypanosoma brucei brucei TREU927, 924 nucleotides. RefSeq lists its product as hypothetical. The transcript has a single exon. The coding region runs from base 1 to 924 and encodes 307 amino acids. Gene Ontology annotation, cellular component: cytoplasm. The record is from RefSeq and is a predicted model, not a curated record. Lineage: Eukaryota; Euglenozoa; Kinetoplastea; Trypanosomatida; Trypanosomatidae.
AUGUAUUGUGUGAUUCCCGUAUUUAUAUAUAUUUACCUUCGGGUUUGUAUCCGAAUAAUUUCGUUACUGCAGUUUCUUUCUUUUUUUUUUGUCUGGAAGUUAACUCCAUUCAAGCCAGCACAACCAACGAAACACCAAGAGACUAGCGUUAUGGUCGCAGCAGCUGCUAACCAGUUCGUCGCUCCACCUGCUCUCGGCCGUCCUGUGAGACGUUACCAUCAUGACCCGUAUUCGGCCUGUGUGUUGGAACCCAUCGCCACAUGCUCGUCACCGCAGCCGCUCCUUUCAUCCACCACCACCGCCAGCACCUCCGUCUCUUCACACAAUAAAGCGGUAGCGGAAGAAAAUGAGGUGGUGGGUGGUAACGGACUACCAAGUCUUUGCUCUCCCGAUGCGAUGGUGCACAUUGGUUUGGUGGAGUUUAAGUACGGGGCCCUGGAGUUUUACCUCCCUUUUUCUGUGCAAGUGGGUGAGGCUGUCGUGACAGAGGGAGAUCGAGGCGAGGAUUUGGGUAUUGUACGCGCCAUUACUUCAUUACCGGCUCUGCCACCGCACGUGGAGGUGCGGGUUCUCCGUCUUGCAACCCCACGUGAUGUGAAACAGUACCGAGCCCUCUGCGAAAAGGAAUCGGAGGCUCUCCGGAAGAUGAGGUCGCUGGCUCAACAAGUGAAAUGCCCAGCGUACAUUAAGGACGUUAUGUACCAAUUGGAUGGUCGCAAGAUAACGUGCAUCAUUGUGCGGAACGUGAGAACGUAUGUUGAUUUUCGCCGCCUUCAGCGAGUUGCCUUCGAUGUGUUUCGCUGCCGUGUUUGGUUUGCAUACCUCGACGAGAUAGCAUUGCCCCGCGCCGCUGCCGGUGUGGCCGCAUUCACGCAGUGUGGGACGCGGUGGCGUGCACCUCGUGGGGCGCGAAUUCGGUCAUGA